ACGCCCCCAAUGUUUUGGGAAAGGAGGGGAAAUGGGUAGGUGGGGUGAUGUUAUGCCGCUAGUCUGGCAGGACUAGCUAGAGCUAUAGGGGGUGUGAGGCGCGGAGCCGCGAAGGAGAGAAAGGGGAGGAAGAGAAUGAAAGAAGAGGUGGAGGGAACUACAGGGGGUAGUGGCUGAGUGCCUUGCUGAUGGAGAGCGCAGUGUAAGAUUGCAUCUGCUUGCAAAGGAGCAUUUAUGCUGCUUGGUAACCAACUAGCUUGCAGGGAGAAAAGAGCCAGGGCAGCUUCUUGACGUCAGGACUGACUGGGAGUCGCUCCGGCAACCCCAGCGGGGAGCAUUCGCAGAGAUUCAGGCGGCCAGGCUGGAGUUUAGCAGAAGGCUUGGAGAGGGCACCGGGAGACAGUGUCUCGGAGAAGCCUAGAGGCGGGGGCGCAGCAUGCCCCUACCCUUAGCCCAUGGAGAUCACCUUGGUCACGCUGAAGAACGGAGGCACCGCGGCCAUCGGGAAAGGAGAGCAGUCUGGGGGAAGCCCGGGCCCCAAGCUGGAAGAAGAGGUCUUGCGUCCCCCGACGGGGCAGCUCAACGACGCAGCCAAGGAGGGGACGCCGAGAAGGUCCGGACGUAAUCGCGCUGGGAGAAGCGAGGGCCGGGGUGGACGUCCCUUACCUGAGCUUCCCGAGGCAGUGCGACAGCAGCCUCCCGGACAGGAGGAAGAUGAAGGAGAAACAAACUCCAACCUUGGCAUGUCGGAGGGGGAAGGUUUAGGGCCAUCUGCCCUGCAUCAUCAGCGAGUCCUCAUCAACAUCUCGGGCCUGCGAUUUGAGACUCAGCUGGGCACUCUGGCUCAGUUUCCCGACACUCUCUUGGGGGAUCCUGCCAAGCGUCUGCAUUACUUUGACCCCCUGCGCAAUGAGUACUUCUUUGAUCGCAACAGACCCAGCUUCGACGGCAUCCUGUACUACUACCAAUCCGGGGGCAGGUUGCGGAGGCCAGUCAAUGUCUCUUUGGAUGUAUUUGCUGAUGAGAUUCGCUUCUACCAAUUAGGGGAUGAGGCCAUGGAAAGAUUCAGGGAGGAUGAGGGCUUCAUCAAAGAAGAGGAGAAGCCCCUGCCACGGAAUGAGUUCCAGAGGCAGGUCUGGCUCAUCUUUGAGUACCCAGAGAGUUCUGGGUCAGCUCGGGGCAUCGCCAUCGUCUCAGUUUUGGUCAUUCUCAUCUCCAUCAUCACCUUCUGUCUUGAGACGCUGCCCGAGUUCCGGGAUGAACGGGAGCUGUUUCGCCAUCCCCAGCUGCCCAAACAGCCUCCAGUUCACCCUCAGGGCGCUAAUGCCAGUCAAGGGGGAGGGCGGGAUCUGCAUCUUCUGCCUCAGGGGCCUACUAUGGCCGCUAUGGUGCCCAGAACCCUGGCAGAUCCAUUCUUCAUCGUGGAGACCACGUGUGUCGUGUGGUUCACCUUUGAGCUUCUGGUGCGUUUCUUUGCUUGCCCCAGCAAAGCGGAAUUCUCCCGCAAUAUCAUGAACAUUAUCGAUGUGGUGGCGAUCUUUCCUUACUUCAUCACCCUAGGCACUGAGCUGGCAGAGCAACAGCCAGGGGGAGCAGGAGGAGGGGGCAGUUCGAAUGGACAGCAGGCCAUGUCCUUGGCCAUCCUCCGGGUCAUCCGCCUCGUCAGAGUUUUCCGUAUCUUCAAACUCUCCCGCCAUUCCAAGGGCCUCCAAAUCCUGGGCAAGACCUUACAGGCCUCCAUGCGGGAGUUGGGACUCCUCAUCUUCUUCCUCUUUAUUGGAGUCAUCCUCUUCUCCAGUGCUGUCUACUUUGCAGAAGCAGACAACCAUGAGACCCACUUCUCCAGCAUCCCAGAUGCCUUCUGGUGGGCAGUGGUCACCAUGACUACAGUGGGCUAUGGGGACAUGAGACCAGUGACGGUAGGGGGCAAGAUCGUUGGAUCUUUGUGUGCCAUUGCAGGUGUCCUCACCAUAGCUCUGCCUGUGCCCGUCAUUGUCUCCAACUUCAAUUACUUCUAUCAUCGGGAGACAGACAAUGAAGAAAGGUCAGUUCUCAAGGAAGAACCAGCUGGUACCACAGGCCAGGGCACAAUCCACGACAGUGUCAAUCAGCGCAAGUCUAGUGGGAGCAAAGGGUCUUUUGCUAAAAUGCCAGAAAACAUGGAAGGAGUCCACAGAGGAAGCUGCCAUGUGGAAAAAUGUAAUCUUAAAGUCAAAAGCAAUGUAGAUAUAAGGAAAUCUCUCUAUGCUCUUUGUCUGGAUACAAGUCAGGAAACAGAUCUGUAAAAGAGACCAAGACAUCCAGGUGUGGGAUGUAAGGAGGAGGGGGAUAGCUGGAGGAAACUUGAGAGUGGAAAUCUAUUUUGUACUACUAAGUAUUCAAAAACUAUUCUCCAACUUGAUUUUCUCCCUGGUUUCUUCUCCCCCUCUUUCCUUUUUUCUUUUUUUUUUUCCAUGACACCACAAGGGUCACUUAUUUUUAAAAAGUACCACAUUCCAUGACGCAGGAAACUGUUGAAAUGGUGAGUGCAGUAAGAUGUAUGUAUUUGCAGUCCUGAUCAUUUUUAGCCAUUAGUGGGAAAACUCAGACAAAGAACCUAUGGGGGGAAAAAAACAACCAACAACAAAAGCUAGGGAUUUUGUGAACCCCAGAUAUAUUUGUUGCAAGUUUGAGUAUAUUUACUUGAAUAUAUUUGCUUAUGGGGGAAAAGUUAUUUUUUUGGCAGGUAAAAGGAACUUUUAUAUUGUAAUUCAGAUAUUUCUGACCUAUUUUCUCUUUUUUUUAUGUAAAUAUGUGUUGUGCUUAUGGAUGGAAAAACUUUGUGCUGCUUUUUUGGGGAACCACUAUUUCACCAGCACCUUCCUUAUACAGACACUUGUUUCUCAGCAUAAGCCUGUCCUACUUCUCAUGUCCACAAGCCUGUGUAUCUCUGGAUGUGAUGUGAACUCAGUGAUUUAAGUUCUAGAACAGAGACACUUUCUGGAAAGAAAGGCAAGUAUGAUUUUUUUUCGUGAGCCUUAAAUAAUUGGUGUGAUUUUUUUCUUUCUACACUUUUUAAUGAGGUUGGAGGAAAAUUUCUUAUAAUUCCUUUGUUUUUAUCCUCAGAAAUAAAACAUUAUCUUA
Molecule: messenger RNA, 3123 nt
Organism: Sarcophilus harrisii (Tasmanian devil)
Lineage: Eukaryota; Metazoa; Chordata; Mammalia; Dasyuromorphia; Dasyuridae
Gene: KCNA5
Product: potassium voltage-gated channel subfamily A member 5
Exons: 1
Coding region: 456-2285 (609 amino acids)
Biological process (GO): protein homooligomerization; potassium ion transmembrane transport
Cellular component (GO): voltage-gated potassium channel complex; membrane
Molecular function (GO): protein binding; delayed rectifier potassium channel activity
Source: RefSeq, a predicted model, not a curated record